Messenger RNA from Oryctolagus cuniculus (rabbit), 5235 nucleotides. RefSeq names its product QKI, KH domain containing RNA binding (gene QKI). Gene Ontology annotation, cellular component: nucleus. Gene Ontology annotation, biological process: regulation of mRNA splicing, via spliceosome. Gene Ontology annotation, molecular function: mRNA binding. The record is from RefSeq and is a predicted model, not a curated record. NCBI's taxonomy places the organism in Eukaryota, Metazoa, Chordata, Mammalia, Lagomorpha, Leporidae.
GAGCGGCCGGCGGCCGGGGCUCGCCCCCGCCCCUCCCUCCUCUCCGGCGGCGGCGGCGGCGGCGGCGGCGGCGGCGGCGGCGGGCGGAGUGAGCUGCGGAGCCUGGAAUAUGGUUGGGGAAAUGGAAACGAAGGAGAAGCCGAAGCCCACCCCAGAUUACCUGAUGCAGCUGAUGAACGACAAGAAGCUCAUGAGCAGCCUGCCCAACUUCUGCGGGAUCUUCAACCACCUCGAGCGGCUGCUGGACGAAGAAAUUAGCAGAGUACGGAAAGACAUGUACAAUGACACAUUAAAUGGCAGUACAGAGAAAAGGAGUGCAGAAUUGCCUGAUGCUGUGGGACCUAUUGUUCAGUUACAAGAGAAACUUUAUGUGCCUGUAAAAGAAUACCCAGAUUUUAAUUUUGUUGGGAGAAUCCUUGGACCUAGAGGACUUACAGCUAAGCAACUUGAAGCAGAAACAGGAUGUAAAAUAAUGGUCCGAGGCAAAGGCUCAAUGAGGGAUAAAAAGAAGGAGGAGCAAAAUAGAGGCAAACCCAAUUGGGAGCAUCUAAAUGAAGACUUACAUGUUCUAAUCACUGUGGAAGAUGCUCAGAACAGAGCAGAAAUCAAGCUGAAGAGAGCAGUCGAGGAAGUGAAGAAAUUAUUGGUACCUGCAGCUGAAGGAGAAGACAGCCUGAAGAAGAUGCAGCUGAUGGAGCUUGCGAUUCUGAAUGGCACCUACAGAGAUGCCAACAUUAAAUCACCAGCCCUUGCCUUUUCUCUUGCAGCGACAGCCCAGGCUGCCCCAAGGAUCAUUACUGGGCCUGCGCCUGUUCUCCCACCAGCUGCCCUGCGUACUCCUACGCCAGCUGGCCCUACCAUAAUGCCUUUGAUCAGACAAAUACAGACCGCUGUCAUGCCAAACGGAACUCCUCACCCAACUGCUGCAAUAGUUCCUCCAGGGCCCGAAGCUGGUUUAAUCUACACACCCUAUGAAUACCCCUACACGUUGGCACCAGCUACAUCAAUCCUUGAGUAUCCUAUUGAACCUAGUGGUGUAUUAGGUAUGGCUUUCCCAACGAAAGGCUAAGAAUUCAAGAACGGUCUUAACUGAACCCUCAUCAGAUCUGAAUUUAACAAAUGCUUAGUCUCAGCAGCCUCCGGGGGAAAAAAGCUUAGCCUAGCAGUCAGUGACUUACUUGCACUUUUUGCACAUAGAUAUAAAGUAAAAACUUGUUAUUAAUUUGGUUUAGCCUGUAAUAUUAUGAAGUAACAGUAAUUUAUAAAGGAGUGUAUAGUAGUAUACUGACUGCUAAGUGUACUAUACUGUUUGCUUUACUAAUCACCUAAUUCAUUGCAGUUCAUACUUAUUGACUCAGAGUUUAAAACCACAAUCUGUAGGCUUUAAGAAUUGCUUUUAAACCUUUUUAAGUGAUAAACUCUGGAAGUGGUCUUAAGGUUAGCAAAUAAUUGUCAGUAUGAAACGUGGCAUUAUUGACGUAGUUGUGCUGCAAGAAAGGCACUCCAGUGAAUAUGUGACUAGUAAAGCUUCAAUGUGUUUGCAUCUAACAGAGCUCAUGAAGUACUGUGACUUGGGGAUUGUGAGUGAACAGAUGAAAAUAGGUUAAGACCAAGGUGUUUGAAAUGAAUGCAAUAUAAAUAGAUGCAUAUAUACAUGACAUGUUAUGGUUAACUUUAAAACUACUGUGCCUUAACGUGUUUCCUAAAGCAAACUUUUGUAGUAAAUGAAAUUUGAAAUCCAUUUUGAUAAACCUGCUGUUAAUGUUUCUUCCCCUUGUGAAUGUUUUCUAACUUUGUCUUGGUAAUUGCAAUUUAACUAGGUGCGGUGGCUACUAAAGUUCGAAGGCACGAUAUGCGUGUCCAUCCUUACCAAAGGAUUGUGACCGCAGACCGAGGUUAGUUUAGUUCUGCAGUUCUUGUUUAUAAGAAAUGGGUUGGAUGUCCAUACAGUUUGCAACACCACACCUGAUGGAAAAAUGUAACUGCUUACCUGCCCCCUGUUUUCAUUUUCUAAAUUCAUUUGUAAUAAUUGACAGAUUUAAGGUUGGGCCUUUUGUUUUCUUUCUCCCUUCAUAUAUUUUAACUUAUUAAGUCUUCUAGUAUUAUGUACUAUGGAUUUAUUCCUACUAAAACAUAAAUUAGUCAAUUUCGGGAGCUAUUAAAUUUUUAUGUUGCCUUAGCUAUUUUUCAAUAACUUUUACUGAAAUUUACCUUUUAAUUGUUCUGAAAUUCUGGGUUGGUAUUGCAAAAUGAAUUGAACAGAUGGUGCUUUAAUGAGAGAAGUAAAGGAAUAUUUGCCUCCUGUGUACUUUUGGAGAAAACUGAAGAUUUAGUUUCCAUUUUUCUUUACAAUAAAAUAUUUGAGCCACUUUAUAAACAUGAGGAGGAUGUACAUGUCAAAUACUUCGCUAAAAUCAAAAGGACUGUGAAGAUAACUUUCAUGUAGUUGAAUAUUUUUCUUAAUUAGAAUACCAAUUCCCUUUUAUUCUUCCAUUCUCUUGCCAAAAUGGAUCCUUUGAUUUUUGUCAUUUGCUGCUAAAAUAUAUUAUCUGAAGGUAAACUAUCUCCUGAAGUUCUGUGGUAUAUAAGAUCCAACUGUUUAAAUAUCCUUUUUAACUCACCUGUGACUGGAAAAUAAGUCUUCAUUUUUCUCCUUUUCAACAUUUGUAGUUUGUGUCCUAUAUAUAUGUGUGUGUGUGUGUAUGUGUCCUUGGACCCUUAUAUACAUUAUUUAUGUUUAUUGAGGAGUGAUCUUUUCGGUUUAUUGACAUUGAAUUGUUUUCUAAGUUGUUUUUUUUUUUUUUAAACCACAAGAUAGGCAUCUGAAGCUUGGUAGAAAAGAACUUUUUCCCAUCUUCUAUGAUGGUACAUCUGCCAUCUACUAAUUAAAUUGAUCAAAGUCUCUGCUGUUAGUAGGGAAAAGAAGUGAUAUGUUACACUCCAAUUAUACACCUCUAUGACUAUGAAACACCUACCUACUUCACAUGAUUUAUAUUUGAAUAUUGAUUAUAAGUAUUGGACACAGCUGUUGUCCACAUCAGAAAUAAAAUGCCUUUCCAUUGUGAUAUUCAUUUAGCAUCAUGCAUCAUCAAAGAGCCUUCCAGACUUUUAACUAAUACAUACAUUACUUGUGGUGAACAUUCAGUGAAUGACCCUAAGCUCCAUGAUUAUCUAUGAAGAUUGUACUCCUUGCAAGUCAUGUAGAGAUGGAAAAUCUUGGUUUUUUUAAAAGUUAUUUAGAUUUGAAGAAACUAGAUAAUCCCAUGAAUAAUUUGAAGCUUUAUUCAUAUCGAUACUGUUUAAAUUAGUUCUACUGAAUACCCCAGCAUAGUUUUUCCACUGUUAAGUUUUUCCUGAAUGCCCCCUCUUAGGAGAUUUUUCAUUAUUUGGUUUUAACGCAAUAAUUAUUGGCUUACUUAAUACUCCGUGCCUUGAGAUAGUCGAAAAUAUUAAAGGAAGGUUUUAUCAUAUUUGGAAAAUGACAGCACAUUCCAUGCAUGGCUCUUUUUUAGUUAAAUGUGUUUUAAUUAAUUCUCAUUGUUUUUAUUCAAAAUGCAAUGUCAGCAAACCGAAAUGCUAAUUUUUUUUUAAAGUAACAGAAUACUUUAUACUUGCUAUCACUGUAUGCACUCAUUGGGUCUAAGGGUGAUGUCUAAAAUCCUUUACUUAAAUUAUUUUAUGAUACUACUGUUUUCUCUAUUUUUGAGGUUUUUUUUUUUUAAUUAUUUUUUAAAAAAGUCUUUUGAAGAGAUUAUUAUAACCAUUCACCUAAUACAAGGAAAAUCAGCCCUUGGAUAUGUAACCAUGUAAUUCUAAAUGAACAUUUAGAGUACUACAUGGUUGACAGAUUUCUAGUCUUUACUAAAAAUAAACCCACCUCUAGACGUGUGUCAAAACUGAAUUUGAAACCUAUAAAAGACCAACUGACUUUUUAGUUGUAAUUAACUAUAACCGGUUUUGCACAGUUGUCACUCCUGUGUGUACUGUAGGAGGCCAGGACUUGGCAGAGGAUAUAUUAUAGGUGUACUGGUAUAUAUAAAUGGUAGUUACUUUGUUUAUAUAUUCCACACUUAAAGACACCUAAUGAAAUGUUUUUCUGAGUAAUGAUUUUACAAAAACCAUUACUUACAUAAUUUGUAUAAAAAAUUUAAACAAUUUUAAUCAAAACUAAGUAAUAUCAAAAAUGCUUUAAGAUUCCAUAUUUUGGAAUACCUGUUAAAUAAUAAUGACUAUAAAUACUUACUUUCUCCUUUGAUUUUGAAAUAGCAGUUUUUAUUUUAAAUGAAAUUCCACUUUUUAAGAAAUUCAGGGAAGAUUUGGUCACAUUGAAGAUAUAAUAUUUUUGUAGUAUUUAUGAACUGUCCUAAAUGGUAGACUAUGGAAAGCAUUUUUGUCAUAAUGAAGGUAAAUCAGUCCAUUAUAUUACAUCAUUUAAACUCUGUGAGCAUUAUAUCUACUGAGUUUUGAUUUAUGAAGUGACACAGAAUCUGACUUUGCACUGAAUAACUUUUUGUUCACAUUUCCUCUGCCUUAAGUCACAAAUGGCAACAGUACAGAAAAUUCUAUCAAACCUCAGAAUAUAGUAGAAAUAAUUAAGCUGUUGAAUGAGUCUUAAAAAAAUCAUACUACUGUUAAGUGGACCAAGUUGGAUGAAGCAGAAUGUGACAGAUGUUGAUUAAGGAAGGAACAACUCAAGGACAUUGGGAAUGAUAACUUUUCCACUUGAGAACUACUUUAUGUUUUACUGUAAUUUUUAAAUUUUUUGUUACUUUGCAAAAGAAAAUAGUAUUUACAGGUGGCUUCUUUUAAAAUAUAAAAAUAUAAAGCAGGAAUGUAUAUGAAAUGUCAGAUUUUAUUGUAUUUGCAGAGUAUUAGCUUUGAAAUUGAAUAAAGAAAGCUGUUUGUAGUUUUAAAAUGCCUUAUUGGUAUCAAUUAGAAAUUUCUUCUAUUUUUUGAUGUACCUAGAGCUUUUUGAGUAUAGAAUUUUAAAUGGCAGGAUUUUACAGUGUUUACAUGCAAGUGCAUUUUAUAAGUGUUCUAUAUGUGUAAAAUAGUCUUUUCAACUGGAAAGUGUUGGCUGGUGCAGAAGGCCUGGCCUUUUUCUGGUUCCCAUGAUGUUGCCUACACUGCUAGACUACAGUUUAGUAUUGCUUUGUAUCAUGAGGCCAAGAAAUUCCAUGUUGUUUGUAAAUAGAAUAAUUGAAAAAGCAAUAAACAUUUAUUGAAUAAAAGAAA